Messenger RNA from Aegilops tauschii subsp. strangulata, 1092 nucleotides. Lineage: Eukaryota; Viridiplantae; Streptophyta; Magnoliopsida; Poales; Poaceae. The record is from RefSeq and is a predicted model, not a curated record.
ACCGACCGGCCCUGAUUCGAGAGAAUCCAAUCCAACCAAAGCAACACAACACAACACAACGCUUCCUCCUCCUCUCCCCUCGAAUCGAUCCCCUCCAAACCCGCCGCCGCUGCCGUGGACUUCCUAUCCCCAUCCCCACCGGCGUUCUCGUCUCCUCUAGCCUCACCGUCGACCUCCCGCCCCGCCCUGCAUCCCGUCGCCGGCGCCCCCACCCUCUCCCCUCUCCGUCUCUUCCUAGGAGGAAGCGAGGCCUCAGAUCCACAGGCCGCGGCAACCACCGCCACCGCGUCCUACUCCUUCCACCCCACCUAGCCGCCCUCCGCCUCCACAGCUCUCCGUCCCUCCCUCCCUCCUCGCGCCCGCAGCCAUGUCGACCGAGCUCAGGACCCCUCUCCUCCAAGACCAAAACGCAGGCAGCAGGCCAGGGCGACUUCAGCGCCUCCCUUCUCCUGGACGGCAGUUCAGUCAUGUUGGUCGUGCGCCCCCACAACCAGAGAGGAGGGGAGAGGAGGCGGAGAUGCUGCUGCUGCACGGGCUGACAGGGAAGAACAAGCAGGCGUGGAAGGAGGGCAAGAUCCGCGGCACGGCGGUGCUGGUCAAGAGCAGCGUGCUCGACCUCGGCGACUUCAACUCAUCCGUCCGCGACGGUGUCCACAAGAUCCUCGACGGCCAAGGACGAUGGCGUCUCCUUCCAUCUCGUCAGCGCCACCGCGCCCAACCCCCGUUGUCAACAAAGAAAGGAAGAAAGAAAGAAAGAUCCAUUUCUCCAUGGAAGGAGGAAGGGACAUCUUGAUCGCAAGUGACUGACUGGAAGCAACCGAGGGAGGUAAGAUGCAUGCAUAUUCAACUUGCUGGUUUUCCAAGUUUUUGUUUAAUCAACUUGUGGGUCGACACGGCCGGCGUUGCUGGAUGGCAUGGCAUGUCACGCCCGCGCCUGCAAGUCCUGUGUGUAGCAAUGGCGCAACUUAGUGGAUCCUUUUAAUUUAGGAUCUAUUCUCCUACUCUCUGAAUAUUGUUUCCAUAAGCUCCAUUUUAUCUUCAGUUACCUCAACUUGUACAAUGUUAAGUGAGUUAUCAAAACGGUGAAUUACU